AUGUAAGGACAUCGAUCUUCAGUUACCAAUAUAGCAUUUCACCCUACAUAUAGUAUAAUAGCCUCUUCUUCAGAAGACGGUUCUAUUAGGAUAUGCGAUUUUGAAAGUGGUUAAUUCGAAAGGGCUUUAAAAGGACAUAUGGGGACUGUAAAUUCCGUUUCUAUUGAUUCUUCUGGUAAGUAUUUAGCCUCAUGUUCAUCAGAUUUGACUAUAAGGGUUUGGGAUCUUAAUUAGUAUUAAUGCAUUAGGACUCUAUAUGGACAUGAACAUAAUGUUUCUGAUGUAAAAUUCUUACCUAAUAGUGAUUUCCUGUUGAGUGCUUCUAGAGAUAAGACUAUUAAAAUGUGGGAAAUAUCAUCUGGGUACUGCAAAAAGACAUUUGAGGGUCAUGAAGAGUGGGUAAAAUGCUUAAAAAUAAACGAUUAGGGGAAUUAAUUUGUUUCCGGAGGAUCAGAUUAGUGCGUUAUGGUAUGGAAUAUGGAAAAUAAUAAUCCUAUAUUAAUUUUAAGAGGGCAUGAGCAUGUCGUAGAAUGCGUAAAUUAUGUUUUUUUGCAAUUUUAGUGUAUAAUUUCUGGUUCAAGAGAUAAAAGUAUUAAAAUAUGGAAUGGAAAUAAUGGAUAAUUAAUAAAAAAUUUAUUAGGACAUGAUAAUUGGGUUAGAAAUAUUAGUGUACAUAGUAAUAAUAAAUAUAUUUAUUCGUGUUCAGAUGAUAAAACUAUUAGAGUUUGGGAUUUAGAAUAGUUUAGGUAAAUUAGAAAAAUUAAUGAAGCUCAUUCACAUUUUGUUAGUAGUGUGAUUUUUAAUCCACUUUAUUUUGUUUUGGCUAGUGCAUCAGUAGAUUUAAGUGUUAAAAUUUGGGAACUUAAAGAUUUUUGA
This is a messenger RNA of Ichthyophthirius multifiliis, 876 nucleotides long. Its product is annotated as platelet-activating factor isoform subunit 1, putative. Gene Ontology annotation, molecular function: ubiquitin binding. Gene Ontology annotation, cellular component: nucleus; cytoplasm. The transcript has a single exon. Lineage: Eukaryota; Ciliophora; Oligohymenophorea; Hymenostomatida. Gene Ontology annotation, biological process: ubiquitin recycling; proteasome-mediated ubiquitin-dependent protein catabolic process. The record is from RefSeq and is a predicted model, not a curated record.